Penicillium antarcticum is the source of this 4077-nucleotide messenger RNA. RefSeq lists its product as uncharacterized. Gene Ontology annotation, molecular function: 5-oxoprolinase (ATP-hydrolyzing) activity. Gene Ontology annotation, biological process: glutathione metabolic process. Gene Ontology annotation, cellular component: cytosol. NCBI's taxonomy places the organism in Eukaryota, Fungi, Ascomycota, Eurotiomycetes, Eurotiales, Aspergillaceae. The transcript has a single exon. Bases 1 to 4077 code for a protein of 1358 amino acids. The record is from RefSeq and is a predicted model, not a curated record.
AUGCCUGAACCCACCACAGAGUCAGGCUAUCAACUAGGCGUAGACGUCGGAGGAACAUUCACAGACGUCUACGUAUUCACCCCACACGGCAAAACAGUACGAGCAAAAGUCCCAACAACAACCCCAGACCAAAGCAUAGGAGUCCAAAACGGAAUCGCCAAAGCGCGAGAAAUAUUGAAGAGCAAAUCCAGCUGGUCGGGCCCAUUCCAAUUUAUCCACCAUGGUACGACAACAGCCACAAAUGCCGUUCUGGAAGGGAAGGGAGCCCGCACCGCACUCGUCGUCACGGCUGGACACAAGGAUAUUCUUGCUCUGCGCCGGUCUCAGAUUCCUGGUGGAUUGGGUGCUUGGCUGCACUGGUCACCACCUGAGCCUAUCGUCCCGCUUGAGCGGGUUGUGCAGUGCAAGGAGCGGAUGUCUGUGCAGGGUGAGACGGUUACGGCUGUUGAUGUUGAGGAUUUAAGAACAAGUCUGAGGGAGUUGGUGUCGCAGAAACCUGAGGCUGUGGCUGUUUCUUUGCUCAAUUCGCAUAGCAAUGAUGCACAUGAGCGGGUUGUUAAAGAGGUUGUUCGUGAAGAGCUUGGGUCUGACAUUGCUGUGAUUUGUUCGGCGGAUGUCUUGCGUGAGGUUGGAGAGUACGAGCGGACAGUGACGACUUGUACAAAUACCCUUGUGAAGCCUGUUGUUCAGACCUAUUUGCACAAUUUGUCUGAGGCGCUUGCUGGAGAAAGUGAGACCAUUCGGGUUCUAAAGAGUGAUGGUGGCUUGACUAGUUUGACUCUUGCCUCGGAGUUGCCUGUUAAUAUUCUGAUGUCUGGGCCUGCUGGUGGUGCCAGGGGAGUUGCAGAUGUUGUGGCUCGGAGUACACCAUAUAAGAACCUCAUCACGUUGGAUAUGGGAGGCACUUCGACUGACUGUGCGCUGAUCUAUAAAGGUCAACCUCAGUUACGACGUGAGACUGUUGUCGGGAGUCUUUCUGUUCGUGCUCCGGCUGUUGAUAUCAAAACUGUUGGAGCUGGAGGCGGUUCAAUCACAACCUAUAUGGAGCUCACGGAGACGCUUCGAGUUGGACCGGAAAGUGCGGGUGCGACGCCGGGUCCUGCAUGCUAUGGAAAAGGUGGAAGACAAGCAACAGUCACUGAUGCAAACCUCGUCUUGGGAUAUCUUCCUAAGACCUUAUUGGGAGGUGAAUUUGCGCUCAAUGUGAAAGCAGCCACGUCAGCUAUCGAAGACAUUGCGACACAGAUGAAGCUGCCCGUAGCUCAAACAGCGGAGGAUAUCAUCACGAUCAUCAACGAGACAAUGUAUGGGGCUCUGCGUCUUGUUUCUGUGGAACAAGGCUAUGACCCUCGUGAAUUUGCGCUCGUUGCCUUUGGCGGUGCUGGUCCUCUCCAUGCCAAUGCUGUUGGACAGCUUCUCGGAGCUUGGCCUGUUAUUGUUCCGCCAUCGCCCGGUAUUUUGUGUGCACAGGGUGAUGUGACAACCAAGCUUAGACACGAACAGUCGGCUACCUUUAUCCGACUGGUCUCUGGAACCGAUGCUGCAGAGGCUAGAGAGCAAUAUGACUCUCUGGAGCGAAUGUGUCAUGAGAUUCUGCAUAGAUCAUCCGGAGAGAAGUGGCCUAUCACUUGGAAGGCUGAAUACCAAGCAGAUCUUCGAUACAAAGGACAGGCGCUGACCAUCACGGUUGAUCUCACGGCUGAGGAUCUGACUGCUGAUACGAUGGGGUGGCAUGAUCUGCUAAGACAGAAGUUUGAUCAACAGCAUCAACAGAUGUUCACUUACUGCUUGCCCGACUUUGAGCUAGAGUUAAUGAGACUUGGAGUUGUACUGGAAGAUGCUUCUCCUAGCAUUGAUAUUCCUCAGGUCGAAAAGGCAACUUUCCCAAGUCCGGAUCCCGACGCAAAGAUUGGAGAGCAGACAAUUAUUGUGCAAGGAAAAAAGCAGCUGGCAACCCUAUGGGACCGUCAGAAAGUCACCAAAGAGAAUAUCCAAUUGACCGGACCAUGUAUUGUUUCUGAGAUGGACAGCAAUACCCUCAUCUUGCCAGGAUAUUACGGCGAGAUCGACAGUAUCGGGAAUAUCCUGAUCAAUCCACUAGAAAAAAGGCCCGCAGUUGCAACAAAUCACACGGCUGAAUCAGCCAAAAAGUUCGUUGAAAGUACACCUCUUGUUCCAACCCUGAUCUCUUCGACUCUGGCAUCCAUCCGCAGUGAAAUGGAUCAAAUGAUGCUACGGUGCAGCAUGUCACCUGCAAUCCGAGAACAACAAGACGAGUUCAAUGUCAUCACCGACUGCGAAGGCAAGAUGUUGGUAGGUCAAUUUGGAAGUUUCAUCACCCAAUUCUUGGAAGUUUGGACCGGUACCAUCGAAGAAGGAGACGUAUUCAUCACCAACGACACCUACCAGGUGCAAGGUGCCAUUAGCCACUUGAACGAUGUAAUCGCAUUCCUUCCCAUCUUCCACGAGCAUCGCCUCAUCGGAUGGGCCUCUCAAUUCGGCCAUUUGACGGAUGUCGGAGGCAUAGUACCUGGCAGCAUGUCAAUCAAUGCAACCUCUGUCUUCGACGAUGGCGUCCAGAUUCCCUGCAUCAAGCUCUACACACGUGGCAUCAUGAACUCAGAUCUAGUAGAUCUCCUAUGCCGAAACUCCCGCCAACCGGCAUGGUAUCGCUCUGAUCUGACAGCCAUCGUAGCAUCAUGCUCAAUGGCAGCCACACGAACCCGCGAGUUAGCAACUAGAUUCGGAAGCGAAGUAUAUCUGGCAGCAUGUGCAGAGCUACUCACCCGCAAUCGCAAUGGGUUCAAGAAGAUCAUAGAGCGACAAUUUGAUGAACUGGAAAGCAAAUUUACCGAUUUCGUCGAUGAUGACGGUCACGGAGUCGGGCCCUGGGCUCUUACAUGCUCCAUGAAGAAGAUUGAGGAAAAUCGACUGAGCUUUGACUGGAGUGGUACUUCGCCUCAGAGUCAGCAUAGUAUCAACUUCUACCUUUCGGAAACAAUGUUCAAGAUGUUUAUUGGGUACUACCUCAUUGCAGCAGCUGCCCCCGGCACAGUGAUCAAUGAUGGCUUCCAUGACUUGAUUGACGUGCAUAUCCCUCAGGGAAGUGUGCUGCGACCUGUACGACCUGCGCCAAUUUCUUGCCGUACUCAUUUCCUAGGCCGGACUUUGGAUAUUGUGCAGGCAUUGAUCGGUCAGAAACAGGACUCUUAUCAGGCUGCUGCUGGCUUCAGUGAUUCACCACACUUCUUCUAUUCCGGCUUCAAGCCUAAUGGAGAAUGGUACCAGCUGUAUCAAAUUGGGUUUGGAGGUGUACCCGCUCGCCAGGCUGGCGAUGGACCUGAUUGUCACUGUCUUUUCCCCGCUAUCAAGUCCAUUCCCACCGAAAGCAUCGAGUUGAAUUAUCCACUGCGCAUCGAGGCAAAUGAGAGCGUUGCUGAUAGCGGUGGCCCUGGAUUCUACCGUGGAGGAAACGCACAGCGCACCUUAUACCGGUUCCUUGCUCGUGGGGAGUUUAGUCUGCACGAUGAUCGGUGGUUCACGAAGCCGUGGGGGUUGAAGGGUGGGAAACCUGGGCAGAGAUCGCGCAAGAUAUUGUAUCGCCACUCUCAGUCUCCUGAUGCCACUCCCGUGGUACUGCCUUCGAAAUGUGACCAUGUUCGAGUUGAUCCAGGUGAUCUACUUGAGUGGAUCACUUGGGGUGGAGGUGGUCUUGGGGAUCCGUUGACUCGUCCAGAUGAGAAGGUUGCUCUUGAAGUUCAUCGGAAGCUUGUCACGAUCGAUGGAGCUCGCCGUGGAUAUGGCGUUUCUGUGAAUGACAAUUUCACUGUUAAUGAAGCCGAGACUGCGACUAUUCGGAACCAGAUGAGAGAAGAGCGUGCUCGGCUUGAAAAGGCUCCCAUCUAUGACCGCGGUGGCAGUCUCGAAGAGCUCCGGGGGACUUGUCUGCUGGAGACUGGACUGAAGGCACCACUUCCACAGUGGGAUACAGAUAUCUAUGGUCCCCAUGCCGGCGUGGCAUACGUGAAGGACUGGUAUACCGAAAUGAGGGCCCGGAAGGACUGGAAACUAGACUGA